AUGAGACAAGUAGCUCAAUCAAUAUAUAUGGCAGGAGUAUUGGUUGGAGCCUUCAUACUUGGAAAUUUAUCUGACAGGUUUGGUAGAAAAGCAAUUCUGACUGGCUCUUAUUUCAUGAUGGCAGUAUCUGGCACAUGUGUGGCUUUCCUCCCCAACUUUGUCACUUAUUGCACUUUCCGCUGUCUUUGUGGGUUUGCUUUCUCUGGAAUUGUUCUGAACACCAUCUCACUUUGCCUAGAAUGGACCCCACCCAAAGGGCGAACUGUGAUUGGCACGCUAUUUUCCAUACAGUUUUACAUGUGGACAGCUUUUACUAGCAGGCUUUGCUUAUGG
Molecule: messenger RNA, 333 nt
Organism: Staurois parvus
Lineage: Eukaryota; Metazoa; Chordata; Amphibia; Anura; Ranidae
Source: the annotation of a GenBank genome assembly